CAGUACUAGCUACCAGUCUGUGAGUUGUACUGUAGCUAGAACAGUCUGUAACUAGCUAGCUAGCGUCAUUCAAUUUCACAAUUUGGACCUUUUCUGCAUAAACAUUUGAGUCUAUUUCAACCGGUCUCUGAAUAUGUAACAAAGUCCAUCUUUAUACAACCACAACUUUAUGACUGUUUAUGACAACGCUGCCAACUGCUAGCCUACUUGUUACAGUAGAGGCUGAAAUCACUUUUCAGCAAUCACAGCUUUGAGAUUAAUCAGGAUGAAAGGAUGGGCUUUUAUGACAAUAGCCACUCCUCAUUGUGUCUGGUACUCUGUCCUUCAUUAACCCACACAGGCAAUGCUAUCCAUGUCUUUAUCUAGACCUGUAUUAGUUUUAACCUGCCCACCUGUGUUUUAUACCUGUUUUCUCUCUCAUUGCAGUAUUGUUGGAGUGGUAAGCCCUUAACUCAGAAUGCACCCUGAUCUGUCGCCUCACCUGCACACGGACGAGUGCAACAUACUGAUAAACCUGCUGAAGCAGUGCCACACGGAGCACAAUGUCAAGAAGUUCUUUGGUCAUUGCAAUGAUAUGGACCGUGCCAUGAGAGCUUGUUUGAAGGAUGAGCGAAUUGCAAAGAGGGAGAAAAGCAAACAGCAUGCUAAAGAGAUGAGACAGAGGCUGAAAGACGGCCCUAAGGAAGAGUUCUGAAUGGCAGUACUGGCUGAGCCGAUGCUCUAGGAAGGGGCACAGGAACUGGGUAUUGGAACUGGGGCCUACCAUGAGAAGCCUACCUUACUGCCUGGACAUCUGGCCACAAGAGGUCUCUCAUAAUGUCGGUUUCAGUAUGUGUGUUGAAUAGUGUUGGGUGGAUUGUCAUAGAAAGUGGUGGAUGAUCAUUUCGCUACUCAGUGAUCAUAGCUCAUAUGGGAGGUCUGUUUCGAGGACUGCUACCCAACCCCCAUGCAAUCAUGGUUGAUUGCAUAUUUAAAGUACUUAACAAAAUAAUUAUUUAAAAUUGUCUGUGUUUCUGACUGGGGAAUGACAAUGAUGAAUGAACACUGGAUUCCUAUUGAAUAAAGUGUAUCAAAACACA
Molecule: messenger RNA, 1079 nt
Organism: Salmo salar (Atlantic salmon)
Lineage: Eukaryota; Metazoa; Chordata; Actinopteri; Salmoniformes; Salmonidae
Gene: cmc2
Product: C-x(9)-C motif containing 2
Cellular component (GO): mitochondrion
Source: RefSeq, a predicted model, not a curated record